Volvox carteri f. nagariensis is the source of this 372-nucleotide messenger RNA. RefSeq lists its product as uncharacterized. Lineage: Eukaryota; Viridiplantae; Chlorophyta; Chlorophyceae; Chlamydomonadales; Volvocaceae. The record is from RefSeq and is a predicted model, not a curated record. The transcript has 2 exons. The annotation marks the transcript as partial.
UGCACACUUCAGUGCGCGUCAAAUUGCGUGGUUCGGUGUACAUUAAAUUGCGCGUUGAAUUGCAUGUUUAAUUGCACGUCGAGUUGUGUGGUGGGUUGCGCGUUAAAAUGCGCGAGUCGGCGCAUGUCAAAUUGCGCAGUGCGGUGCAGCCAAUGUUUUGCGAUUUGCGCGUUAAAUCGCGAUGCGGUGCGGUGUGGUGCACACUGCACACUUCAGUGCGCGUCAAAUUGCGUGGUUCGGUGUACAUUAAAUUGCGCGUUGAAUUGCAUGUUUAAUUGCACGUCGAGUUGUGUGGUGGGUUGCGCGUUAAAAUGCGCGAGUCGGCGCAUGUCAAAUUGCGCAGUGCGGUGCAGCCAAUGUUUUGCGAUUUGC